GUUUGAUGCAAAUAAAUUAAACCACUCAUUCCAUCAGUUAUGAGUCACAGAUGUAGUGUUUUAUUGGUUGAUAGUGAACAUCAGUUUUUAUGUCAACCUUUUGAACUGUGUGUUAUUUAUUGAGAUAGUGAGAUUUUCCUUUUAAAUUACUGUUAAAGUAUCAUAGUGUAAUGAUGGAAGUUGACCUAAAGUUGUGUGUGAACAUUUUUAUUUCAUUAAUUUUUAUGGUGCGUUUAUAAAUAAGUAUGUUUUCCUAUCAAUUCUUCAUUUAGUUGGUGUUAUAAUGGAAGGAAGCAACUUACCUUCUGGGCCUGUUCCAUUGCCCAGGAAUAGAAAUAUGACCAAGACACCUGUUCCUCUCCCCAGGACAGUUGUAAAUGUUAUUUUGGAACCUAGUUCAGAUGAAAUGUCAACAGUUGAUAAUGAAAAUUGUAAACCAUCUAAGGCUCCAUUACUUCAUCCAAAUACUAUCCGCAAGAGUUUGAGAAGAGUAACUAGUAAUGUGCAAGAAAAAAGUAGUGCUGUUUUAAACUCAGCUAAAAACGUUAGCUCUAAAAUGGAAAGUUCUGUUCGUAACAUAUUAGGAAAACGCCACACAGUGUUGGGCGUUGAAGAACCAUUUGAGAAAGAAGGUGAUGGUGAUAAACAUCGAUGUCUUUCUCUUCCUUCUGAUGAUAUUUUUAGAAAUAUAAGUUUUGAAUCUCCACUUUCAGAAGCAGAUGAUGUUUCCGACUGCCCCUCAGUAUCAUCUAGCCCACCGUGUUAUCCACCUCCACCUUUACCUGAUGAAUCAAUUUAUGAUGAGAUUCGAUCCAAUCAAUCAGUAUUUUCAGGAAAUUUAUUUACUUCUUUACCGUCACCUGAAAUGUCGAUUGCUAGUAAUAGCAGCUAUUAUGAAGAAAUUCAUAGGUCAGAAAGCGCUAACGGUGCUUCUAAUUCUAAUGCUUCAUCAGGUGAGUUAGAAGAUUCCAAAUCUUUUAAUUAUUAUGACAUUCCUUUUGCUCUAGCCAAGCAAAGAGGCCAUAGUUAUGAGAAUGUUGCAAUAGAAUAUUUACCUACUGGGUCUUUCCAAAAUAUAUAUAGUGAGGAACCAGCCAAACCUAAAAUUUUCAAAAAACCUAUUAUUUGUCCACCUAGUGAAGAGGGUUCGGUUUGUAGUACAAAUAUUUUAUCUAAUUCAAAUUAUGAGAACUGGCAAAUUUCUGCUUCUUUGCGUAGCAUAUCUACUAAAAGUAAGAGGUCGUUUGCAACAAAAUCAGUAAUAGAUGAAUUUGACCCUCUGUUUGAAGGGCGAGCCUCUAGAAAAGAAAAGGAAGAUAAAAUAAAGAUGCAGCUUGAAGCUAAAGAUGUUUUCAUUGGCAUGAAUGAGUUACAGAAAUCACCUACUUCUCCUGCUAUGCUUGAUAUGCAUUCAUCAACCUCUUUGGUACCCAAUGAUUCUGGAGAAUAUUUCUUGUACCAUAGAGGAGCUGCUAAUCAAUGUUUACUUGGAGGAGAAGAUAUUCCCAAAGAAAUACCAGUACUUACACAAGGGAGAAAGAAAAGUAGCUUGAUAAGAUGGAGUAGUAUGAAGCGUGCAAUUAGAAUGGUUGCAGAUGCUGCAGCACCAUGGUCACCUGCCAUGUCUAGAAAAAGUCAAAAAGUGAGAGAAGAUGGUCAGAAAAUGUCAACUCUUUUGCAUAACGGUUAUAUUUUUAAAUCUCCAUCCAAUGGAGAAAAAACUAAAGAUCUAUUAAAAAAGUGGUGCCAGAUAGCUGAUGGAAAAAUUACCUUGACUGUUGAUAAAAAUGGCGGGAACAAAGAAGUGAUUGCUUUAGACUCGAUACUUAGCAUUCAAACUGUUCUGGAUGUUAAACUGAGUUCUGAAGGAGAGCCAUUAAUUUGUUGGGAGCUGAGUACUGUUGGAAGAAUUAAACCUCAUUUAUUUGGUUGUCCUUCACCUACUGAUUCAAAACUAUGGAUGCGGACGAUUUUAGAAUCGUUAACAAAUGUCUUCCCUGCUGCAUUAACUGUUGAUUAUACGCGUGCUGGUCAAUGUUUUUUGAAGGAGGGUGUCAGUAGUGAUUGGCAUGGAGCCUGGAUUCUUCUUUGUAACAGAACAUUAUACUACUGUCAGAUCGAAGGAAAAUCUAAAGAUAUAGAUUUAAGAAAAGCCAGGUGCAUCGUUAUGGCUAAUGAUGAAGGAAAAUGUGAAAGUACUAGUGAAUCUGGUUCUUAUAUAAAGAUUCAUUCAGUUGAGGAUAAUUUGUACAUUCAAAUGGACAAUGAUAAAGAAACUAAAAAUUGGCAUUUCAUCAUAAAAGCGGCAGCUUUAAGAAACGGUACAUCACUAGAGGAACAGCAGCUAACGAAAGAUUUUGUACCUGUAAUUGUUGACAAAUGUAUCAACUUUGUUUAUGCUCAUGGUAGUAUGUCUGAAGGUAUUUAUAGGCGAAGUGGUACCAAUUCGAAGGUUACUUCACUUUUGAGUUUGCUUAGGAAAGAUGCUUGGGAAGUACAAUUAUCGAGAAAAGAGUACACAGAAUAUGAUGUUUCAAGUGUUUUAAAAAGAUUUUUUAGAGAUCUUCCGGAACCUCUUCUUACAAAUACUUUGCAUAAAUAUUUUUGCAAUGCUGCAGGAGCAAAAUGUACAAAAGCUGAAAAGGAAAGUAUGUAUAAAAGUUUUCUUGAUAAGCUGCCACAAAUCAGUUAUGUUACACUCAGAAGACUGAUUGGACAUCUUUAUUUCGUUCAUUGUCAAUCAGAUAAAAACAAAAUGCCAGUAGGAAAUUUAGCUGCCAUCUGGGCUCCUACUCUUAUGCACGUUGAAGGUAAAGAAGGUAUAGAAUGGACAAAAAAAGAAUGUGAAGUGAUUACAGAUCUUAUCCUUAACUACAAAUCUGUUUUCCAAGUAGAAGAUGAAGAAGCUAAAAGAGAGAAACGUAUCAUGGAAGUAUUGGAAAAAGUCCAUGAGUCUCCGAAUACUUUACCCAUUCCAAAACCAUCUGGGGAUUUUAAGAUAUCCAUUUAUAUUGGCUCUCGUAGGGGAGAAGCCAUUACUAUUCCUGUUGGACCUGGAGUUGACAGCGGAAAAAUCUGUAGCUUACUAGCGUAUAAGACUGAUUUCGCUCCACAUGAGCUUUGUUUGUCUGAAUGUGUUCUUGGAGGAGUGCUUAGCAGGCCACUACAUCACUCGGAGAUGGUUCUUGAAACUGUUCUCAAAUGGGCUUAUUGGGAUUCUUCAGAUUCUAAAGACAAUUACUUACUUCUGGGAAAUAAUACUAUUUACAAAGAAAUAAUGCCUUUAACUAAACCUCCUAUAUCAAAGUCUGGUGAGCUCCGUUUCGCUGACAAAAAAAGCAAAUCAUUCAAGACUUUCAUUUUUGAAUUUAGUCAAGCAAAACUAAGUUACUAUAAAGAUAAAGCUUGUUCUAUAAAAUUAUGUGAAUGGAACAUUGAAGAAAUAAUAUGGUACAUUGGUCAUGAACCUAAAAGAAAUCCACAAUCAAGAUGGGCAAUUACAUUUAUAGACAAAAAGGAUCCUGUAAAAAGGACCAAAGAAUGUCCUUAUUUCGGUAAUACAAUUGCUGGAAGCUCGAAAGAAGAACAUUUGCAGUGGAUGGCUGCAAUGUUGGUUGGACAGUAUCACCAUUCUGAUUUGCUAUUAAAUCCAUUAUUAAUUUAAAAACAUAUAACUAUAUUUUUAUUAUUGUAAUUAUUUUACUGUAAAUUAUUAUAAAUUAUUGUAAUUAUUUUUCUUGCAAAUCAGUUUUAUGUAGUAACUAACUUUUGUACUGUAGCUUUUAAUUUUUAUCAUUGUUUUAAUAAUUAUGAUAUUUUCAGUUUAAAUUAUUGUUUUUAUAUGUUCGGUUUUAUUUGUGUGAAUAAGUAUGGCUUUCAGGGGUAUGAGCUUUAUCUCAUAAAGGCAUGGAAAUGAAUUUAAAAAAAAAAAUAGUUGAACUUUUUUAUGUGUUUUAAAUUGUCUUAUUUUUUUUUUUAAAUUUUCAAGUUUCAACUAUAAAUGUGAUUGGUUCCUAAAUCUUGCCUUUUAAUUGUUAAAUAUUAAUCUGUGAAAGAAUUAGAACAAUAUAUAUCAGUAUUAUAGUCUUUAUUUUUAGGAGAUACAAAUUUAUUCAGAUUUUUAUUAUUAUUUUUUUCAAUGAUUUGCCUAGUCAUUUUGACUUCCAUUGAAUGGAUUUUAGAUUUCAUUAACUUCAGAUUAUUUCUAAAUUAUAUUACUUUAUUUUAUGAAAUUAGGGUUAUAGUAACCCUAGCAAUAUGAUAUGAUCACGUUUUGUUUGUUUUAUUUUAGCAUAAUUUUUAUACUGGUUUUAUUUUAAAUUGUUAAUUUUAUAUAUUUUAGUUACCAAAGUUAGUAUUUAUCCUAUUUUAAGCAAUAUAUAUAUGUAUAUUAUAUUUUAUGCAUUUUUAAUGUUUUGUACUUACCCUAUUAAUUUGGAUAAGUAAUUCUAAUAUGUACUUCAGGAAAUAGAAAUGUGUGAUAAUAAUGAAUUUUAAUAAAACCUAUAAUAUUAUGUAGAUAUUGAGUUACCAUUAAAUUAUUUGCAUUUAA
Molecule: messenger RNA, 4552 nt
Organism: Nezara viridula (southern green stink bug)
Lineage: Eukaryota; Metazoa; Arthropoda; Insecta; Hemiptera; Pentatomidae
Source: the annotation of a GenBank genome assembly